Molecule: messenger RNA, 2117 nt
Organism: Ceratosolen solmsi marchali
Lineage: Eukaryota; Metazoa; Arthropoda; Insecta; Hymenoptera; Agaonidae
Gene: Stip1
Product: Stress-induced phosphoprotein 1
Exons: 4
Coding region: 368-1960 (530 amino acids)
Molecular function (GO): Hsp90 protein binding
Source: RefSeq, a predicted model, not a curated record
GCGCCAAACCCAUCAUUUGCGUUCCAUUUCACGAUCCACAAUCUAGUUGUACGUCCGAUGCCGAGCACGACGAAAGUAAGUAAGGCAGUUGACUUCAAGCUGUAAAGUGAUUUCUAGUGUAUAAUCACGGUUUUCAUCUCUUUAUUGCAACCUCUUAGGCUUCUCGAGCUUUCCAAAAAUUGUAGGACGAUUCGCCGGACUCGCCGCCGCCGCCAUCAAUUUCUCGAAUUGCUAUAAACUGCUAAGGAGGAAGAGAUAGUUGUAAUUGAUCGUAGAUAUUUUACAAGACGAAUCGAUAUAGUUUUUUUUUUUUAUGCUAGAAGACUAGUUUGUUUGAUUGUACAAAUUUUAAACCUCGUGGCAAGUUAUGGAUCAGGUAUCCACAUUGAAGGACAAAGGAAAUGCAGCCUUAAAAGAGGGAAAGAUCGAAGAAGCGAUCGAUUUUUACUCACAAGCCAUAGAAUUAGAUCCAAAUAAUCAUAUAUUAUAUAGUAAUCGUUCGGCUGCUUACGCAAAAGAAUGCCAAUACACCAAAGCUCUUGAAGACGCAGAGAAGACGGUAUCGCUUAAGCCUGAUUGGGGUAGGGGGUACGUUAGGAAAGCUCACGCUUUAUCUCAAUUAGGAAGAACGGAUGAAUCUGUUUCGACGUGUAAAAUUGGACUGUUGGUAGAGCCGGAUAACGAACAGCUUAAAGCCGGUGCUCAAGGAAUUAAUUCGUCGCUACGUUUUUCAAAUCCAGUCCUGCAUCAAGAUCUAGAUUAUCUAAAAUAUGACUCUCGACUUAAAGCUUAUUAUGAAGAUCCUGAGUUUGUGAAACUUAUGGAUGAUUUGAAGACUAGUCCCGAACUUUCAGGUAAUCAUGUUCAAGAUUCAAGAGUACUUGCGGCUCUUAGCGUAGCCUUAGGAAUGCGUGAUAAUAAAACUGAAAAAAUGGAUGUCGACCCACCACAAGAAAAGAAGAAAGAAUCAGAAUCAAAAUCCGAAGAUAUUCUACCAGAAAGGAAGGAAGCUUUAGAUGAAAAGAAUUUAGGAAAUGUAGCGUAUAAGAAGAAAAACUUUGAAGAAGCUUUAAAACACUACAACAAAGCUGUUGAAUUGGACCCCUUAGAAAUUAUGUACUAUUUAAACAUAGCUGCAGUUUACUUUGAACAGAAAGAAUACAACGCAUGUAUAGCACAAUGUGAAAAGGCUAUUGAUAUUGGUAGAGAAAACCGAGCUGAUUUCAAACUCAUAGCAAAAGCUUUCACAAGAAUUGGUCAUUCUCAUAAAAAAAUGGACAAUUUAAAACAGGCUAAAGUUUAUUACGAGAAGUCAAUGUCAGAACAUCGAACACCAGAAAUUAAGACCUUGCUUUCCGAGAUUGAGAAAACAAUUAAAGAAGAUGAGAGAAAAGCAUAUAUCGAUCCUGUAAAAGCAGAGACAGAAAAUAAAUUGGGAAAUCAAAAGUUCAAGGAAGGUGAUUAUGCCACUGCUGUUAAACAUUAUUCAGAGGCAAUUCUGAGAAAUCCAGAUGAUUCAAAAUACUACAGUAACAGAGCAGCGUGUUACACAAAAUUAGCUGCAUUUGACUUAGGUUUAAAGGAUUGUCAAAAAUGUGUAGAGAUAGAUCCAAAGUUUAUAAAAGGUUGGAUAAGAAAGGGCAAGAUUCUUCAAGGUAUGCAACAACAAGGAAAGGCAAUAACAGCAUAUCAAAAAGCAUUAGAUUUGGAUCCAAGUAAUGUCGAAGCCCUCGAAGGUUAUCGUUCAUGUUCAGUCGCUGUAAGUUCCAAUCCCGAAGAAGUAAGAAAGAGAGCAAUGGCUGAUCCAGAAGUUCAAAGUAUUCUCAGAGAUCCUGCUAUGAGAAUCAUUUUGGAACAAAUGCAAAGUGACCCUAAAGCUUUACAAGAUCAUCUAAAGAAUCCCGAUAUAGCAGCAAAACUUAAUAAGCUAUUGGAAUCAGGACUGGUAGCCAUACACUGAUGAAUUUAAUAUUUACAGAAAACACUUUUAUACAGUUAUAGCUACAAUGAAAAAAGCUUUUGCCGUUAAGUUCUUUACGAGCAAAGAUCAAUUUGAAGUAACGUAUAUUUCAUUGUUGUCGUCAAGUCCUGUAUCAACUUUUUACAAGAUAUGGUAU